Molecule: messenger RNA, 456 nt
Organism: Lecanosticta acicola
Lineage: Eukaryota; Fungi; Ascomycota; Dothideomycetes; Mycosphaerellales; Mycosphaerellaceae
Source: the annotation of a GenBank genome assembly
AUGGCACCAGCAGCGACCGGCGGCAAGAAGCAAAAGAAGAAGUGGUCCAAGGGAAAGGGUACGCCGUCACCGUCCCCGUCAUUGCACCCGCACAGCUCGAUCUCGAAUGCGCAAAAGAGUACGAUAUCAGACUAAUCGUGUUUCCAUCAAUAUAGUCAAGGACAAGGCCCAGCACGCCGUCGUUCUCGACAAGAACACCAGCGAGAAGCUCCAGAAAGACGUCCAGUCCUACCGCCUCAUCACCGUCGCCGUCCUCGUCGACAGACUGAAGAUCAACGGCUCGCUCGCCCGGAAAGCCCUGUCGGAUCUCGAGGAGAAGGGUGUGAUCAAGCAGGUGAUCGGCCACAGUGCGUGCAAGGUCUACAGUGAGUACAAGUGUCACGAAUAAAAAGAGGCGAUGGGGAUUUGCAGUACUGAUGAUUCCGGAUAGCACGCGCUGUCGGCGGAGGCGAUUAA